This is a messenger RNA of Plasmodium knowlesi strain H, 1794 nucleotides long. Its product is annotated as conserved Plasmodium protein, unknown function. The transcript has a single exon. The coding region runs from base 1 to 1794 and encodes 597 amino acids. Lineage: Eukaryota; Apicomplexa; Aconoidasida; Haemosporida; Plasmodiidae. The record is from RefSeq and is a predicted model, not a curated record.
AUGGAUGCCUCCACUUGGAAAAUGAACGGACCAGUGAAAAGUGGGCAGGGGCGGCGGGCUAGCCGCCCCAAGGUGGAGCAACCUGCGGACAGUGAAGCGGAAAAGAAGAAUUUUUGCCGCUUCUACAUCUGCGACUUGCUGAACAUGAUUUAUUCCACCUACAAAAAUACCAAGCCCAUGUACGUGCAUUUCGUGUGCUCCAAGGAGCGAGGAAACGAAAGCGAAGAGGAGAGCGGGCCUUCAAGCGGUAACAAAAGUGGAAGGAAACGUGGAAAUACAUUCGAAAAAAAAACUCAAAGGAGAACCGUUUUUUCCGGAAGGAAAGGUUUCCAGUACACCCCCAACUCAGUGCUGGAACAAUAUUUCCCUGAGCACUUUAAGAACGUGCACUUCCUCUGUGCACAUUAUGCUAUGUGGGCAAAUGAGCCCUGUAAUGAAGACAGUAAAUGGGAUUCCCUCAAGAGAGGAAACCGAAAGGAUGGAUCAGAGAAACAAAGAAGAAGGGGGGGUAUCACCGACAGUCAUGUUGAACAAAUUAACGUAACCUAUCGGAAGGAACAGACAUUUUACUUUAUUUUUACAUUUUUCAUGUAUCCAAAUUUUUUGUGGGAAGAAAUUAACAUACCUAUAUUUCACCACAGGGGCUAUAUCGAGUGCAAAUUUGAUUGCAUCAGCAAUUUCAUGAAAUUGAAUAACGGGGUGGAUUUGAUCAACCGCCUCAAGUUGCGGGCACAUAACCAGACCCUCAUUCAGUGCAUUCGAGGGGGUGCAACAAGCGGUGGCUCCCCUAACGGAGGUAAUCUCAAUACGGGCAUUCUCAAUGGAGUUAACUCCACGAAUCAGACAAGGGGAGAUGUGCACCCCCUGCCCUUUUUUAUCUCAAGUCAAUGCUUGCGCAAAAAUUACCAGGUGUGCCUCACCAGAGUGAUAAGCUUUAAUGAUAGGGGCGUGUACUGUAAGAGGGACCAGAGAGAGGACCUCCCCAUUCAACUUCUGCUUCUCAUUCAAAAGAAGCUACACAAAAGGUUAAAAAAUAUGGAAAGAGAAGCAGCGCUGAUGUGCCAUCUGAGAAGAAUCGAAACGAAAGGGGGAGGGCACACACAGGGACACCCUCCCAAGUUCGUUCUCGCCAAAGAGGACACACGAAAGACCAUUUCCGAUUUUAUUCCUACAAUCAAAAGUGAUGAUCAUUCCGAUGGUACCCCCCGAAGCAGUGGCACCAGAAGAGGGGAUCUCCAUGUGGAUGGUCUCAAAUCUAACCACUCCCCGGACAACCUCGCGGGUGUAGACUACGAGGAGAUUCAUAAGUUGAUCAAUUCCGCAGAAACCAUUUUCAAAAACAGAAUCUCAGAUCAGCAGUUGGAGAAGUUGCUCCUCCGCAUGCGCAACAGGGGGAAUGCCCACAGUCAGACAACAAGGGAGACUUUUCCCCACCUCCCUAAUCUCGCCAACAUUGCGAACGUGGUAAAUAUCAACAAGCUAGCCAACGUGGUAAAUAUCAACAAGCUAGCCAAUGUGGCAAAUAUCAACAAGCUAGCCAACGUGGCAAAUAUCAACAAGCUAGCCAACGUGGCAAACAUCACCAGUAUUCCUAAACUCGGAACCCCUAAUAAGGGUCUUUCACCUAGCGGGCCCAACUUCCCAAAAGAUGAAGCCAUGGAUGUCCAUCUAGGCCUCGAUGCAUAUUAUGAAUUCCUUCACUCCGGUAAAAAUGAAUUAAUAAACACGUUACGAGACUCUUGGCAGUUCGGUAUUGAUGUUAACAGGACGAACAAAAAGAGGAAAAUUGCGUGA